AUGGCAGAGAAGGCACAAAACCCUAUGAAGGAGCUCCGUAUCUCCAAGUUGGUGCUCAACAUCUCCUUGGGAGAAUCUGGUGAUCGUCUUACCCGUGCUGCAAAGGUUUUGGAACAACUUUCCGGUCAAACUCCUGUUUUCUCCAAGGCCCGUUACACCAUCCGUCGUUUCGGUAUCCGUCGUAACGAAAAGAUUUCCUGCCAUGUCACUGUCCGUGGUCCCAAGGCUGAGGAAAUUUUGGAGCGUGGUCUUAAGGUUAAGGAGUACGAAUUGAAGCGUCGCAACUUUUCUGCCACCGGUAACUUCGGCUUCGGUAUCCAAGAACACAUCGACUUGGGUAUCAAGUAUGACCCCUCCAUUGGUAUUUAUGGUAUGGAUUUCUAUGUUGUUAUGGACCGUCCUGGUAUGCGUGUUACUCGCCGUAAGGCCCAACGUAGCCGUAUUGGUUUCACUCACAAGAUCACUCCUGAGGAUACCAUCAACUGGUUCAAGCAAAAAUAUGAUGCUCUUGUUACUGGAAAGUAAAUAGAAUAUUAGCCAUCCCAUCCUUGGUGAUAGUGAAUUUUAAUAUUGUUGGUUGAACUAAUUGUUGCUAGCAUAUUUAGAGCUUGUUGUAAAAUGUAAGUAGCCCAGUAAUUUAAUGUAAGGAACGACAUCAGUGAAAACUCAAUGGUCCAGCAGCUGCCGUUGUUUCAUAUAGUAAGGUUAAUCUUCUCAGCUUCAUUAUUUA
Messenger RNA from Schizosaccharomyces octosporus yFS286, 730 nucleotides. RefSeq names its product 60S ribosomal protein L11. Gene Ontology annotation, cellular component: ribosome; cytosolic large ribosomal subunit. Gene Ontology annotation, molecular function: RNA binding; structural constituent of ribosome. Gene Ontology annotation, biological process: translation. Lineage: Eukaryota; Fungi; Ascomycota; Schizosaccharomycetes; Schizosaccharomycetales; Schizosaccharomycetaceae. Bases 1 to 525 code for a protein of 174 amino acids. The record is from RefSeq and is a predicted model, not a curated record. The transcript has a single exon.